Papaver somniferum (opium poppy) is the source of this 2064-nucleotide messenger RNA. RefSeq names its product CRS2-associated factor 1, mitochondrial-like. Bases 71 to 1360 code for a protein of 429 amino acids. Gene Ontology annotation, biological process: Group II intron splicing. The record is from RefSeq and is a predicted model, not a curated record. The transcript is spliced from 8 exons. NCBI's taxonomy places the organism in Eukaryota, Viridiplantae, Streptophyta, Magnoliopsida, Ranunculales, Papaveraceae. Gene Ontology annotation, molecular function: RNA binding.
CCUGCACUUUCUUACUCUUGCCUCGUCUUCUCUCUCCUCAGAUGAAGAACAACAACAAGCUGACAUUCACAUGAUCCUUCACAUAAUUUCCCGCCAACUUCAAAACCCUAAAUUACAUUCUCUAUACUCUAAACUAUUCUCCUCAUCUUCAAUUUCAUUUUCUAAAUUGAAAGAAUACGAUUUCAGUCCCCCAGAACAUCUCUCAGUAAAACCUAACUCUAUAAAACCCAAUGUCCAUGAAAACCCCAAACCGAAGAGACAAAAACCCUUAUAUAAACCACCAUCAUCACUUAACACAACUGAUUUCAAACCAUUACAUUCAGAUUUACCAUUUGAUUUCAGGUUUAGUUACACUGAAAGCAGUCCAGAUGUUAGACCAAUUGGUCUAAGAGAACCGAAGUAUUCCCCUUUUGGUCCAUCGAGAAUCGAUCGAGUAUGGACUGGUGUUUGUGCACCUGUUAUUGAUCCAAUUGUUAAAUCCGUUGAUGAUGGAAAUGAAGAGGCGGUCAAUUUGGAAGAGAAGAUAAAGAAAUUGAGAGAUGAUAUACUUGGAAAACCAUUAAGUGAUGCUGAGAGGACGAUUUUACUUGAUAAAUGUCAGAGGGUUAGGACUAAGCGUCAAAUUAAUUUGGGAAGAGAUGGUUUUACUCACAACAUCCUUAAUGAUAUUCAUAAUAAUUGGAAGACUUGUGAGGCUGUAAGGCUAAGGUGUUUGGGUGUUCCUACUGUCGAUAUGAAAAACGUGUGCAACCAACUCGAGGAUAAGACAAGUGGUAAGAUUAUAUAUAGACAUGGUGGUCUUUUGGUGUUAUAUAGAGGCAGGCAUUAUAAACCCAAGGAAAGGCCUGUGAUUCCAGUAAUGUUGUGGAGGCCCCACGAGCCUAUUUAUCCAAGGUUGAUAAGAAGUACAAUUGACGGUUUAACCAUCGACGAAACCAAAGAAAUGAGAAAGAGGGGCCUAUCAGUUCCUGCUCUUGCAAAACUUGUGAAGAAUGGUUAUUAUGGUAAUCUUGUACCCAUGGUUCGAGAUGCUUUUCUUACCGAGGUGAUGGUUCGUAUUGACUGCAAGGGUCUCAACAAGAGUGACUACAAGAAGAUAGGCUACAAACUCAGGGACCUGGUUCCUUGUGUUCUUGUUACUUUUAAAAAAGAGCAGAUAGUAAUAUGGAGAGGGAAGAAUUACACAGCACCAGAGCCUAGACAAUUUGUCGACGAUGAUAUUUCAUUUGAUUACCUUGUUGGCGGAUCAAGUCACACUGUGGAAGAAGAUGGGAGUUCUAGUAAUGGUUACGAAAGCUCCAGCUCUGAGGAUGAAUUAUUAUCUUCUGACAGCAAAUUAUUUGCAGCACCCAUUAGAUAAAUACAAAACUGACUUCGGUUUUAAUAUAAUUCUGUGCCUUCCAAGUUAAUCAGUUUGACUUGUUAUUUUAUCAUUGAGUGAUGCUGAGAGGAAGAUUUACUUGAUAAAUGUCAAAGGGUUAGGACUAAACGUCAAAUUAAUCUGGGAAGAGAUUGUUUUACUCACAACAUCCUUAAUGAUAUUCAUAAUAAUUGGAAGACUUGUGAGGCUGUAAGGAUAAGGUGUUUAGGUGUUCCUACUGUCAAUAUGAAAAAUGUGUGCAACCAACUCGAGGAGGAGCCCUAUUUCAGUAGCAGCUGCUGUCACUUACAUGAUAACCCAGCUAUCUGAUGAGAAGAAGCUACUCCGAGAUAUAUCCAUGGCUACUGGAGUUGCUGAGGGAACCAUUAGGAACUCAUACAAAGAUUAAUACCUACCUGGUACGCAAAAGAGGAGGAGCUGAGGAACUUAUGCAGCCCUUGAAGUUUAUCCUAUAAUAACUUCUCUGAUGAGCUGGUAUGGCACAACUUUCAAAAUUUACAGCGAAUUUAAAAGCUGGGGAACCUGUGAGCUGAAAAUUCACAAUUUUCGGCGCAUCUUUAUUUCAAUCUUUCUUUUUGGUUCUGUAUUGGUCUUGUAUAGCACUAUAGCUCUUAUGAUGUAGUUAUGGUCCUUCCUCUGCAAUAAUUUUGUUUAGGUUCAAGGAAUAUUUUUUCAAUAUAGUA